Leptopilina boulardi is the source of this 1064-nucleotide messenger RNA. RefSeq names its product chymotrypsin-2-like. The transcript has 7 exons. The record is from RefSeq and is a predicted model, not a curated record. Gene Ontology annotation, biological process: proteolysis. Bases 161 to 937 code for a protein of 258 amino acids. Gene Ontology annotation, molecular function: serine-type endopeptidase activity. NCBI's taxonomy places the organism in Eukaryota, Metazoa, Arthropoda, Insecta, Hymenoptera, Figitidae.
UUGAAAAAAAAUUAAAAUCUGUACAUUAAAUCUAAUCUAUAGCUUAAUACAACAAAUUAAAAUUUACCUGCUUAAAAAUAAAUUAUCUUGAUAUAAUGAGUAUAAAUUAAUAACCCUAACAGAAAAUAAAGCACAGUCUUGGAUCGAGUAAAAUUUCAAAAUGAUACAUAGUGUAUUCUUUGCUCUUAGUCUCCUGGCUUUCUCUCAGGCUGCAGUCCUUGACUGGGAUUCUUUAAUACCAAGAAUUAUCAAUGGACAAGAUGCAAAACCAGGAGAAAUUCCAUAUCAGGUGUCACUUCAAACUGUAGCGCAAAAGUUUCAUUUUUGCGGUGGAUCAAUUUUGAAUGAAAAUUUUGUGAUCACUGCAGCCCACUGUGUCGUAGGUAAUAAACCAGUGAACAUACAAGUCGUUGUUGGUACCUUAAAAUUAAGUAAACCAAAAUCUGUACAUCUUGUUGAAGAGAUUAUUACUCAUAAGGAAUACAAUCCAAAAGAUGCUUGGAAGAAUGAUAUUGCUUUGCUUAGAGUAAAAGAACCAUUUGUCAUGAAUGAUGAAAUCAAAAUGAUUCCUCUACCAAAACAUAAUGCAAAAUUUGAACCAAAUCAGAAAGCUGUUGUUUCAGGAUGGGGUAGACUUUUGUUUAAUGGACCAACUCCAGAUCAUUUACAACGAGCUGAUCUUGUUAUUGCUGAUCAAGCCUAUUGUGUAAAAAAAUACUCCGAAUUUGGACUCUCUGUUCAUGAUAGUCAAAUAUGUGCCUACGAUCCUAAAGUGAUGAGAGGAUCAUGCAAUGGUGAUUCAGGUGGUCCAUUGACUGUCAAUGGGGUUCUUGUUGGUCUUGUAUCAUGGGCCAAUGGUUGUGCAAAAACUGAUUACCCCACAGUUUAUACUAGAGUUCCAGAAUUUUUGGAUUGGAUCGCACAACACGCGGUUUAAUUUUUUUUCCUUCAAUCAGUAUUUCAUAUAUUUAUUUUAUAUAUAUACAAUUAUUCAAAUAUAAACAGUAUUUUUGUAAAUUUUUUAAAUCUUAUGUUAUAAAGUACUUUAUUAUUUAAAACAAUAA